This is a messenger RNA of Osmia bicornis bicornis, 10479 nucleotides long. RefSeq lists its product as uncharacterized. Lineage: Eukaryota; Metazoa; Arthropoda; Insecta; Hymenoptera; Megachilidae. The record is from RefSeq and is a predicted model, not a curated record. Gene Ontology annotation, molecular function: protein serine/threonine kinase activity; chloride channel inhibitor activity; potassium channel inhibitor activity. Gene Ontology annotation, cellular component: cytoplasm. Gene Ontology annotation, biological process: positive regulation of sodium ion transmembrane transporter activity; protein phosphorylation; negative regulation of sodium ion transport.
UUUGGGUGUAGUCGGGCGAUUUUCUGCAACACAAAUGUGAGUACGGCUGACUACGGAAUUACGAGUGCUGUUUGUCAGUGCAUCGCGAAGCUAAUAUGACCGGGUCUAUAUCGGAGAAUCAUUUAACUUCUUUGGUACUGAGAAUUUGAAAUAGCAGAGUAUAUCUAUAUGAAACCAAAGCAAAAUCUGUGAUGAACAUAAGAUCUUAUACUCUGUGUGCUAUAAAUAUAUUCAGUAUUUUAUAGUUUGAAGAACAAAUAUAAUUGCAAAAAAAAAAAAUACUAUGUAUCAGUUCUCUUGAUGAAUAAUAUGACAUUAAAUGAUCACACGAAAUUAAUGAACAAAUCAAAGUGAAAAUAAAUCUAUAGGAUAACACUUAAAAAGAAUUUUAUAAAGUGAAACUCUUUUAUAAGUGCUUACGUGCAAUGCCGAGAUGUUGCAAUGAAAAUAAAUCAGUGAGUUCGGUUGGCACAGUCAGAAACAAAAAUACAGAGAAUAUUUUAUUAACACAGAGUAAUUCCUCAAUUGGAAGUCCAUUGGAGUUAGACGAAGCACCAAUUGUUGAAAAAUCACACAGAAGAGUAAGGUGUGAUGUAAGUCCAGUUCCAAAUACCAGUACUAAUUUAAAUAUAAAAUUUUAAACAUUAAGGGAGGAUAGAAACACUCGCCAGGAUCAACCAAGCACUGGAUCUGGUGGGUACAAAGAACGGAAAAAAGAAGUUAAAAAGAGAGCAGCUAUAGGCAAUACAGUGCGUGGACUCCUCUCAUCUGGCCACAGCAGGCAGGACAGUAUAAUGAUGUAUGAGACAAAUAGGCAACGUUCUUCAGGUGGCAGUAGCCUGUCAAGUUUAUGUCCGAAGCUGGUGGCCAGUGGAGGUAGUAAUAACCAGGGUGGGAUCAGUUUGGCAGUGGGCCACUUAGCCUCUCAAGAAAGUGGAGGCCCUUGUUCGGUUGUAACUACUCAAAGGAUUCAUAAUCACACACAUAAUCACAAACGUCAAAGGAAAUUGUCCGUUGUUUCGCAGCCUGGUACUAGUGCUCAUAGUUGUGGAGAUCGAAAGACAUCAAAUAUAAAUCGUUCUUCUACAACUAUCUGCAAGAAACAAGCGAGGGUACAAAAAACUGAUCACAAUAUAGAUACAUUAUCUAUAACUAGUAACGGAGUUGCGAAUAAUUCACCUUCUUCUAAAAAGAAAGUCUUAUCUGCAUUGCGUAUUUCUGAAAAAUCCUCUUCUCGGAAUCCUAAUUCGCCAUCUAUAGAGCAUGAAAAUGACCGAAGCUUCAGCGAUGCAGAAGAAGAUACAGCAACAGAAAAUGUUUUUAACGCGCCAGGAUCAAAUUCAACACCAUCGACACCAAUUGGUCGAUUGAAAUCAAAAAAAUCUGACGAUGAUGAGACAAGCGUGGAAUGCAAUAUUAGCGAAGAAGGUGCUGAAUCGACACCGGCUGUAUCAGAUAAAAAAUUAGAUUGUAAUGAACAAAAAGAAUUUUCUAAAAUUUCGAACGUUACAAAAAAAGUAUCAGCGAAUAGUAUCGAAGAAGAGAUAAUUAGUCAAACGAAACAAAAAGUAUCCUCUAAUUCUUCCAUAAGUACAAAAUGCAACAAUAGUGAAAGCAGAAACUCAAGAUCUAAAAGCAAGUAUGUUACAGAAAAGAUUUGAACAAAAUUUAAAGGAUACAAAUAUGGAGAAAUGCGCGAUUCAAGUACGUCCACAGAUACGUCCACUUCAGCAGCUUCUAGCAAAAGUAGCAGAAAAACAAAACGGAAAAUAUCCAACGAAGAGUUUAAGUCAACGGAAGUUACUGAAAAUGAUAAUUUAAUUAAAGAUGUGACUGAUGAUAAAAAGGAGGAUAUGGGACAAAGCGAGGAAUGUGUGAAAAGUUCAAGAUUUGUCACUUCGAAAGUAUCGGAAGAGAUAAUAGACACCGAGGGUAAAGAUAUGGAUACUCAAAGGGAGGUGGAAGAAGAAAUGACGAUAUACGACGAAGAUGACAAUGGCACCAGUAUCAGUGAUAUUGUUGCUGCACAAGCACUUCACGAAUCUCUGAGUAAAUUAGGAAAAGUACCACCGAUAGAAACAGAAAUGGAGGAUGUUAAAGAUACAAACGCGGAGGAAGAAAAAAUGGUUAAGGAUCAGAAAGAAGUGGUUGCGCAAGAAGAAGCGGUCGGGUUUAUCGGUCCUUUGCUUGAUGAAAAUUUCAAAGCGGAUGAGAAAUUAACACAGAAAACGAUGGCUAUGGAAGAAGUUCAAAAUUUAUUGAUGAAAGUUAAAGUCCAGAAUAUCGAAGAUGACGAUGACGAAGAGAAGGCUAUCGGUAUAUCACCGGACGGUAGAUUCCUAAAAUUUGAAGAAGAAAUUGGUAGAGGCAGCUUUAAGACUGUAUAUAGAGGUUUAGAUACUCAAACAGGUGUAGCUGUUGCUUGGUGUGAGUUACAGGUUAAAAAAAUUAACAAAACAGAAAGAUUACGGUUUCGAGAAGAAGCGGAAAUGUUGAAAGGCUUACAGCAUCCAAAUAUUGUUAGAUUUUACGAUUAUUAAGUUACACUUACGCGUAGAAAAUACAUUGUGCUAGUCACUGAACUUAUGACUUCAGGAACAUUGAAAACGUACCUAAGGCGCUUUAAAAAAAUUAAUCCAAAAGUAGUAAAAUCUUGGUGCAGACAAAUUUUGAAAGGCCUUAGUUUCCUCCAUUCAAGAUCACCGCCAAUCAUUCACCGUGAUCUGAAAUGUGACAAUAUUUUUAUUACUGGUACAACUGGCAGUGUGAAAAUUGGCGACUUAGGUCUGGCAACUCUUAAAAAUCGAAGUUUCGCGAAAAGUGUUAUCGGAACACCAGAAUUUAUGGCACCUGAAAUGUAUGAAGAACACUAUGACGAAUCUGUUGACGUUUAUGCAUUUGGAAUGUGUAUGCUUGAGAUGGCUACUAGCGAAUAUCCAUACUCGGAAUGUACCGGUCCAGCGCAAAUAUAUAAACGCGUAGUAUCGGGUGUAAAACCACAAAGUUAUGACAAAGUGGAAAAUCCAGAAGUACGUGAGAUUAUAGAGAUGUGUAUUCGUUUAAAGAAAGAAGAACGACCUUUAGUUAAAGAUUUGUUAAACCAUGAAUUUUUUGCCGAUGAUGUUGGAUUAAAAUUAGAAAUGGUCUCGCGAGAUUCAGCGGUCGCUGAUGCGGAAUUAUCUCGUGUUGAAUUUAGACUGAGAGUGUUAGAUCCGAAGAAACGUACGAAUAAACAUAAAGAGAACGAGGCGAUACAAUUUGACUUUGACAUUCAAACUGACAACGCGGAAGAGGUAGCUUCGGAGAUGGCUAAAUCUAGCCUGAUACUUGAAGAAGAUGUAAAGGCUGUAGCAAAAAUGUUGAAAUCACAAAUUACUACCUUGUUACGCGAAAGAGAAGAACGUAAAGCCAAAGAAGAAAAGGAACGUUUAGACAGAGAAGCGGACACAACUAAUGCAGCCAAUGAAAAUUUAUUGCAGCAACAAUUACUGCUUCAACAGAUGCAGCUGCAACAACAACAGCAACAGCAGAUGCAACAACAACAGCAGCAGAUGCAACCAAAUAUGGGCAUUCAAAUUCAAGGCCAAGUACAAAUGCAGUUACAACAAAACCAAAUACCUCUUCAGCAGCAACAGCAGCAGCAAAUACAAUCUGCUGCGCAACAAUCUCAACAGCAUAAUUUACAACCACAACAAGUUCAGUUAGUUCAACAACAACCGUUGAUGCAACAGCAAACAUCCGUUGUUCAACCUCAGCAAGCGCAGCAAAUGCAGCAGGUACCGCAAGUGUCCCAACAGCAAGUUCAGUAUCAGCAACAACAAUAUCAACAGCAGCUCCAGCAACAAUAUCAACAACAACAACCGCAGCAGCAGCAAUUUACCCAGCACGUAUCACAGAAUUUAACUGCUACAUCUUCCCAGUGUUCUACUCCUCAGACUGUUCAGACUCAACCACAGUUUCCUCAAGUAACUCAACAAAUGCAGCAACAGUUACAUCAACAGCAGCAAUACAUACAAUUGAAUCAGAUGAACGUGCCACAACAAAUGAGUCAUCAAAUGCAACAACAAAUGCAACCUCAGAUACAUUUAUCUCAGCAACAACACCUACAUCAACAAAUGCAACAGCCUCAGCAAGUGCAAUAUUCUCAACCACAAAUGCAGCAUGUACAGCAAGUACAUCAGCAUUCGGUAGGCUCCUCAUCAGUUCAGAAUCAACAAUAUUAUCAGCAAAGUACCACAGGAACUCCAGGAUACAGUACACAACCCAUGUAUCAGCAGAAUAUAUCUCAACAGAUAUAUCAUUCGUACACCAGUUCUAACUCUUCUGGCCACGUGGAAAUUUUAUCGUCUAGUCAACCCACAACUCAAAUGUAUUCUCACGCGACUGCACCUGGCACAUCGCAGACUUAUAUACAGCAACAAACGGGACAGGUCCCAGUUUCCAUGCCAUCCAGCAUAAAUAUUCAGAGUACAUCAUCGGCAACUCAUAUACAGAAUGCAAUAUCUUCCACAAUUCCAAAUGUGCAAAAUGUACAAAAUGUACAAAAUGUGCAAAAUGUAUCUACGCUUCUUUCAAAUGGGCAACCUCAACAAAACGUUUUAGUUCAAAUGCAAUAUUCACAAAGUUCAAACGUGUCCACUUCUGUACCUAUAUCCUCUGGAAUGAACGUUUCCGCAUCACAGCAUCAACAACACUUUAUUUCAAAUACGGAACAGAGUUCCACUACAGAGAGGUCAUCUUUGUCUAAGCAAGACACAAUGGAUUCUAUACAAUCUUUGCCAACCGAUGUACCUCCUAAUAUUCAAGAUCAAGGAAAUGUAUCCAAUCUGACUAAUGCGAAUGUUACAUCACAAGCACCAGCAUCGAGUGAAGGAGUAACUCAAGAAAGUGCAGAGAACGCAGCUGCAUCUGAAAGAUCUAGAGUGAAAAGAUCUGGUACAAAACGCAAGAAACCUGGCAUUAAGCUAACAGUUUUAUCUGUAAGCAGUAAUGAAGGACAAUCGAUGACUGUCGAGUGUCAGUUAGAUACUAGUAAACAAAAAACUGUAACGUUUAAAUUUGAUAGAGAUGACAUGGUACCUACCGAUAUUGCUAACAAUCUGGUUGCUGAAAAUUUAUUACCACAAUCUCAGUGCGAAACAUUCGUAGAACUGAUAGAAGAUAUUGUUAAACAAUUACGUUUAGAUCCCAGUCGUUCUUUACCUUUAGUAGCACAUGGACCACCUGAUCAAAGUGCUGGUGGUAGUCCAGUUACAAGCCGUAGACCCAGGGAACGUGACCACAGUCUUGAUACAGCUAAGCAGGUGAGACAUGGCUCGCUAACUCGUCAAAGCAGCCACCGAUCGUCGUACAAAGUCCAUCGUAGACACCGUUCGAGAGACGAAACUUCCAACACAUCUACACCAACGAAAUUAUUGCCAAUUGAUCAAAUUAUUUCUCAUAUAACGAAUAACACCUCUAUGGAAAAACAGCAGAGUGUCCAAACACCUGAUACUCAGACAACUACUGAGAAUACAUCAGCCGAUGCAUCCAGAAGAUCUUCAACUUCCACUCAAAAUACGGAUACAUUAACACCGACUAAUUUAUCCGGUGAUCCAAAUGAUCCGACUCAAGAGAGCAUUAUGUCUGUAACAUCUGGAGAGACAGUUUUAGAAGUACAUAAUGCAUCUAAAGACGAUACUUCUAAAACAAGCGCAUAUACUCAAAACCAAAUAAAUAGUUCAUCUGGGAACCAAGCAAGUGAAAAAUCAGCAGAACCUACGGUUCAAGAUACGCUUGAUCUUCAAGAAAAGGAAGCUAAUAAAGAAAUGCAUGCUGAUUCCUCAGCUGCAGAAGUGGCUACGUUGACUGCACCAGCUCCAACGCGAAAAAUUUCUCGUUUCUUAGUCAGUCCUGUGGUUGAACAAAAAGUCGCUGCAAAUGAAGAGGAAGAAUCUAAUAGCGGAGAGAAUACAGAUAAAUCUAAUGUUAUAACAACACAAUCAAGUUCAUCGUCGCAGCUUAAUGCAACUGAAGGAAUGCAAGCAAAGCACGAUGAGCCAGAAGUGAAUGUUGUAGAAAUACAAACUACAACCGUUCCUGAAAAAUCUACUACUGAAGCAAACGUUCACAAUGUCGUGGAACAAAUGGAUAAUGUUCAACCGAUACAAUUGGGUCUUCAAAACAGCAUACAAGGGCAAACGAUUUCGCAAAUGCAGCAGAAUGUUAGCGCUGUACAGUCUAGUCAACACAAUAUAACUGUGCAAGGAUCGACGCAUCAACUUCCUCAGCAAAUGCAAUCGGUACCUCAGAACGUACCUAUGUCACAAAAAGAUUUACAGACUCAGAACUCUUUGAACGGCGUCAAUAUACAAGCACAGUAUCAGUCUAUGCAAUGCAACGUUUUACUGCAGCAACAACAAAUGGCUGGGCAACAAAAUCUAACGCAAACGCAUAUUCAACCGGAGCCCCAACAUCAGGGACAAAUGCAAGCUCAGCGACCACUUCAACAGUUCCACCCUCAACAAAUGCCGCAGCAACAUCAGCAUCAACAGUAUGUUAUGCUUUCCGGACCAAUUGCUCAAUUGCAGCCAACAGCAAUUAUAGAUGAAAGAAAUCGCAGGAUUUCGAAUAUUUCCACAACGUCAAAUAUAUCUACGGAUUCGCAGAUUUCGGAGACAGCUAGUAUCACCGAUGAUAAGAAACAACCAAUGGCUGUACCUAAUUUAUCAAUGCCCCAAGUGCAACAUGUACAACAUAUUCCUCAACAAGAUAACGCGCCUUUAUCGCAGACCGUUCUGGAACCAGUCCAACAGCUUCAACAAAUUCCUCAAAAUGUAGUGAACGCGCCAGCAAACAUAUCCGCUCCUGUUCACCAAGUUGUUGGUACGGAAGGUCCUCCAAAGGUUAUUCUGAAAACGAAGGAAGUAUCAUCGACGCUACCAGACUUGGCGCAGAAUUUAGCAAAUAUACUUUCAAAUCCAAAGUCAAAGUCCGCGACACCGCAUUGUUUAACUAAUCACGAGCAACCGAAUCAACCUGUUAACGUAACAGGAGCCACGGUACUCGAUUAUAAACCCACAUUUCAAUCUGAACAGUAUUUUCAACCUAUUCAACCUGAAGCCAGCCAGGUACAAAUGCAAUCAUCUCAGUUGUCGCAUAAUUACCAAGCUAAUAUAAUACAGCAAGGAAUCCCGCAAUCCUUCCAAAUUGGUCAACAACCUCAUCAAACUCAAAUACCAUUACAACAGCCGAUGCAAUUAAAUACCGCCCCACAAAUAGAUCCUCAAUUGCAAAUGACGCAGCAAAGUUUUCAAGCAAUGCCAGUUCACGCGUUGCCUUCUCAAGGAAAGUGGAUCGCUUCUACGAAUCAGAAUAUCGUACAACAGGGUGUACCGAUCAGGCACGUUCAACAGGUUCAACCACAGAUGCAACAAACUGCACCUGUGCAACAUAUUAUACAAGAUACGCAAAAUAUAGAAGGAUCCGUGCCAUCUGAUCAGUCUCAGUUUCAUUUAAAACUUUCGGAUCAACAAGUUUCAGGGAAAGUACCGGAAGCAGAAGUUCAGGAAGUAACCAGUUUACCUGGGCAUAUCGCCGCUGAAUGUCAUCUGUUAUCGGAGACUGAAAAUUCCAGUCAUGAUAUAACACCAGAACAUACCAUCGUUGAGUCUGUGGAUUCUGCAUUGUUCGCACAGCAUCAAAUGUUACACCAUCACCAACAACAGCAGCAGCAGCAGCAGCAACAGCAUAGGAAACUUAGUCAACAGAAUUCUUUGGAUAAAGUUUCUGAUGGAAGUACUGGAAUCAGUGUCUCAAGUGGAACAGGUCCACAGACGAUAGCGGACCUUCAUCAGAAACUUGUGCAAUUAACAAGUCAGCCGUCCGAAGCACUCAACGUAGGCACACCACCUAUAAGUUAUCCAGCGACCCCUCAUAAUCAUCAAAUGAUUGGAGGAUGUGAUGCGUACAUGCAUUCUUUACAACAGAAACUUGUUAAUAUUGGUAUGCCAAUUUCAACUGCACAUGGCAUUGGGCCUCUGUCACCUCAGACUACAAUACAGUCUUCAGCUUCUUUGGCUGAUUCAAAUGUUCCAACAAAUGAAACUUCUGUGUUAGCUCCAGACGGCUCUGUUCAUCAACUUGCAUUUUCUCAAACUCAUGUAGAUUGCUCUCUGGAUAGUCCUACGCCAGGAGGAGCCCCUGCAGGUUCAGAAACCAUGAGUCCCAGUAAAGAGAGUAUAAAAGUUCGAACGCAGAGGCCUGGAUCUCGUCUCCAGGAACUGGAACAAGAAUUAGCCAAGAUUCAUCACAGAGGUUCAAUUCUUCCAACAGCCUCUCCGCAGCCCCUAACGCCACCUGUUUCUGCUGUUGGUUCCAUUCAACCACCUUUGCAAACUACUCAGAGUUUAUUAACAACUGUUCCACCUCUGACUGCUGUGCCUGUUGCCACUGUUACUCCCAGUGUUAUUACAUCACGCUCUGACACGAACACUCCGGUGCAAACAGAAUCUCAAGAAAAUGUUUCAGAGAAGGGUAAUACUAUACAACCCGUUAGAAAAAUAUCAAGAUUUGUGGUUUCCAAGGUCGCAGGUCCUCCCAUUAGCGCUGCUACGUCGAAUCAACAACCACAGCAUACCGAGAUACCUAAAAAUCAAUUGGAAGAUCUAAAGAUUUAUCAUACAGAUGACACACAGGGUGCACCGGUACAGGUAAUCCAUAGUCGCGAGGGUUCUCUUCCGCCCACACAAAUGACUCAGCCUAUGAACGUCCCUAUUAUGGAACAAUUGGAGAAGGACGAAAGAUUUUGGACACUAACACCGAGUGAAGAAUAUCAGUUGCUUAUAAAAAAACAAACUAUGGAACUGGAAACACUGCAAAGGCGGCAUAGAGAAGAACUGGAACGUUUUCAACAGCAUCAGUUGCAGCUAUUGAUUCAACAACAGCAGCAAGCAAGUGCACUUCAUCAACACCAUCAUCAACAUCAUCCUAUGCUUUAUCAUACCGUUACAACUAGUAUAUCAGGACAAACUAGACUUCCAAGUGCAGAAGACUAUUUAAUGUUUAAUACAACGCCUCAAACUCCAUUACAGAAAGCCCCGAGUAAUUAUCCGGAUACAGAUGAAACGUUAAGAUUAGCCAUGCAGAAAUUGAAACAAACUCCAUUGCAACUACAACCGCAACAGGCAACAGCUGGAAUACCACAUGCUUAUGUUAUUCCAAUUCCAGUAGUGCCUUCUGAAACUAUGCAAAGUGUGUCCUCUCAACAGUCUGGUAGUUACACAAGUGAAGUAGCAGAAUCUCUUGAUCCAACGCAUAACCCAACAAUUAUUAAUUCGGCCCAGUAUCAAUUCGCGCCUGUGUUAUCGGAUGGGACAAAUAUCUCAGUAUCUUCGACAGGAUCGUUGGUCACAUCUAUACCAAUAUCAAGCUCAACAGGAAGCGGAGGUUAUAUUCAAUAUCAUGAAAAUCAAACAUUACCAAACUUUCAAACUUUUAGCUGUACACCGCAUGGAGGAUUCUUUUUACCAGCUGGUUAUAGACUAAUAUAUGCUCCACCUGGAGCAUCUCAGUCGCAAUCUCAAACUCAAUCUCAAACACAGUCUCAGUCUCAGUCUCAAUCUCAGUCUCAACCAGUUACACCGGCUACUCCUCAUAUAGGAAGUUCUCACGAUGGCACACCGCCAGCAGAACCUUUACAGGCGAAUAACGAUAAUUCAACAGCUCCUCUUUCCCAUACCGAUCAAUAACGUAAUAUUUAGCAAAUUAUAGUCUAUAUUUCGAUUUAUUCAUUUCCGUAAUAUGUUGUUUAUUUAACUUGUUGUUCUUAUCAGCUAGUACAAGAUCAUUCGUUACAAUUAUUCUGAUAUAAUUUUUUGCUAACAUGUAUUGCUACAUUGAUCCUCGUGGAUACGUUAAUGCGGGGAGGCGCAAAUGAAAGUAUUUAGGAUGUAUUUGAUAUUGUAACAUCCAUAUUGCUAAAAUAUUAUCGCUGUCUACGCGUGAGCAUGAUUACUAAUGUUUGAUAUGUGCCUCGCAGCAAAAAGAACUUGAUUCGAACAAGGAGAAUAUUUUGAAUAAAUCAUAUGUUUCUGGACAAGAGGAAAAAAAAAAAAGAAAUAAGAUAUUGAAAUUGAGGAUAGAGGCCUUUACAUGUACUGUGCUUAUUACCUUAUAUAGUAGAUAUAUUUCUUCGUUAGUGAAAAUGCUUCUUGAAAAAGACUUUCUCUGCUCUCAAUUUAUUAGCAGCACAGUUCACAUUAGUACAGGCCUCAGCUAGUCUUACGAAUGAAAUGGCAUACAAAGCCAUUCUGCUCGAUGUAUAUGUAUAACUGUUAAUGUAUACUGAAUACUUUUGAAGAGAGAAUGUAUGUUUAUGUGUGCAUGUAUGUGAUUGCAGGAGUCAGGCAAAGAAAAAAAAUAUGAUUAAUAUAGUCACUGUUAUGCUUUAAUGUAUUUCUAGCGAUUUUACCUACUUCAAUUAAAAAAAAACUGAAGUCA